Trichomonas vaginalis G3 is the source of this 393-nucleotide messenger RNA. RefSeq names its product organellar and viral DNA polymerase type B. The transcript has a single exon. Lineage: Eukaryota; Parabasalia; Trichomonadida; Trichomonadidae. Bases 1 to 393 code for a protein of 130 amino acids. The record is from RefSeq and is a predicted model, not a curated record.
AUGUUUGAGAUGAAGAGAGCAAUUGACGCUUUAGUUGUUUUAGCUGGUUUUAUUUCAAUGUAUAACGCAAAAAUGAACCCGCAAUGUUCUAAAUGUAAAGCAGCAAUGAGGAAAUAUAACUACUCCGUCAAAGAGAUAGAACGUAUGAGAAACGACUAUGCAGACUUAAAGAAAGAAGCAGAAAAACCAGCAGAAGAUAAAAUGGACAUGUUAGAAUUUCUGAACAAAAACUAUCCAACAGCAGAAGAUUUCCUUCUAUCUGACGUCAAGAAGAAAUAUAAAGAAACUUUCGGCAUUGUUAAAACAUUCGAUGUACUAAAAGAAGAAAUAGAAGCUACAAAACUGUUUAAAGUCUCACGAAUUCAUAACGUUUACCAUGUAAAACGCUUAUAA